This is a messenger RNA of Eleginops maclovinus (Patagonian blennie), 2464 nucleotides long. Its product is annotated as matrix remodeling-associated protein 8-like. The coding region runs from base 176 to 1450 and encodes 424 amino acids. NCBI's taxonomy places the organism in Eukaryota, Metazoa, Chordata, Actinopteri, Perciformes, Eleginopidae. Gene Ontology annotation, cellular component: membrane; cell surface. The transcript is spliced from 10 exons. Gene Ontology annotation, biological process: cell adhesion; cell differentiation. The record is from RefSeq and is a predicted model, not a curated record.
UGCAGAAGUGUUGGAUUUCAUGUGCUGCUGGAGGCGGAGCGUGUGGACUCUCUAGUCUGCAGGAAUACAACAAAUACAGCUGAGCCGCAGCUCCGGGGAUCUGAAGCUCCUUGUGUUUUAUCAAUUAAAGCACACAUCACCUCCUGACAGGCUUUACAUCCACACCGUGGAUAAGAUGCACCUCGACAUGACUCUCCUUCAGAUUUUUUCUGUGCUCUUACUGCCAGGAGCGUGGGGUCAGUUCAACACAAACACAGUUGGCGUGGUGGUGGAGGCUAAGAACAUCACCCUCCCUGAAGGCUCCAAGGCCGUUCUUCCCUGCCACAGCCCCCGCAUGGUGUGGACCCAGGACAGGCUGAAGGACCGUCAGAGGGUGGUCCACUGGGACUUGGUGCGCAGCAGCCCGGAGUAUUCUGUGGAGCGAGUCCUGGACAUGUCCCCUGGAGCCCGCCAGAGGGUCUACAAUAGCGUCAACAAGGGACGCAUUUUCGUCCCAGACACGGCUUUCAGUGACGGCAACUUCUCCCUUAUCUUUGAAAAUGUGGUUGCAACGGACAAAGGAGUUUAUACUUGUAAUCUGCACCAUCACUACUGCCAGAUUCACCAGUCCAUACAAAUCCAGCUCAAUGUCACAAAGUUAGCUCGUAAAGAGAAACGUUACUGGGACGGGGAGAAGACUGUGUUCGUGGUGAUGUUGGGCAAGUCGGUGGUGUUGCCUUGUGUGAACCGGCGCUCUUUGUGGAGGGAGGGCCUCCAGGAGGACCAGCAACAGGUGGCCCACUGGGACUUCCAACCCCCCGGUGUGCGUCCUGACAAGGCCGACCGCCUGGUGGACCUCUAUGCCUCUGGAGAACGGCGAGAUUAUGGACCACGCUUCGGGACGAGCAAGAUGAGCGUGGAAGAGGACGCUUUCACUUUAGGGGACUUCUCACUGUCCAUCCUUGACUUGAAGCCUGUCUAUAAAGGCCUGUACUCCUGCCACCUGCAUCACCACUACUGUGGACUUCAUGAGAGACGCAUCUUCAGGCUCAAUGUGGGACCUGCACUUCCCCCCGCACCCACAACAGCACCCAAAGUUGAUGUGCCAGAGCCAAGGACUGAGCAAGAGGUGGAGGGUCCACGCGUGGUGAACGUCAUCUUUCCUGAGCAGCGAGGUUAUUUCGUGCAGCAUUUGGGCUACUUCCUGGCAACGUUCUUACUGCUGGCGUUCAUCGUUGUCGCUGUCAUCGUGAUGACUAGGAGACGCAAGAAGAGAGGGCUGGAGUACGACAUGCGUAGAUAUGAUCGGGGAACUCUGACCAGUGGAGGUGAAAUGUCAUUAGAAUGCACAGAACUGAGGACUUGCAACCAAGAAGAACCUCUGAAUUCAGACUACAAAAACAACCUACUGAAAGAGAGAGAUAUGUCCAAAGACUGCAAUAUGGACCUUGAUGGGAAGCUGUGGAAGUGAGUGCGAUAUUUCUGAGAUGCUGCUGGCAGGUCCAGAGCAAACACCGGAAGAGUAAAGGGCCGUGGAGAGAAAGGAAUAAAAGAGGAAACCCAGGAGAGGACAGGAGGAAUGCUCCCUCUGCUGUAACUGUAACACACUAAGCUUUUCAACUAAAAGCCAGCAUCAUUUUUUUAUACAUGUUUUUUAUAUAACUUUCAUCAGCUGUUAUAACAAUAUGGACAUGUAUUAUGAUCCUUGCAUUCAUUGGUUGGUUGAUGAUGAUAAUUAGGCAUUUUUAUCAUCCUUUUAUCAUUUUUUUUUUUUAUAAAAAUGCAUGCUGUUUAUUGAGUAUAUUUUAUGUAUACGUUGCAUGCUCACAGCUAUUUUCCAUUCUUGAAUAUAUUUUUUUUUGCACAAUUUCUGCUCUACUGUAAUUUGCAAGGGUGUUUAAUAAUGCUUUAAAGGUUAUAUUACUGUAGUAGUCAGUUUCAGACAGGGGUUGGAAACAAGUGCCACACAUUUCUUGCUAUUAUAGGAAGACAUUUUACACUUUUUGACAAAUUAACUUUUUUGAUUUUAUGUAUUCUUUAGACUUUCAGACCUAAAUUCCUCUCUGAAUAAUAUUUUUCCCUAAUGGAUUCAUCUGUUCAUUGGUAACUUAUCAAAUGAAAGAUAUAUAGCAAAAUUGUUGGACCACUGACUAAAGGCUCAGUCAACCAAAACUCAGGUGAAAAAUACAAAUCUCUUAUUUGGUAUUUAAUGGGCUGUGCAGUGUUUGUUUGCAUCAUGUACUCUGGAUUGUAAAACACUGAAUUUUCACUACUAAAUCUGCUGGUCAAUGAUAGGUACAAACUUGUUUUAAAUGUGCGGCUAUAGCUGUAUGAGGUUUACUGCAGGAAGAAGAGUGUUUUACUUUUUCAGUAAUGCUUAAUCACAAACUGUAAUCUCGAUUCCGUUUUCUCUUUUCGUCUCUUUUGCACACUAUUUUUGGUCUCUUCUAAGAAAUAUUUCUUCUAUUAAAGCUUCACAACAGUG